Molecule: messenger RNA, 1949 nt
Organism: Sphaerodactylus townsendi
Lineage: Eukaryota; Metazoa; Chordata; Lepidosauria; Squamata; Sphaerodactylidae
Gene: HACD2
Product: 3-hydroxyacyl-CoA dehydratase 2
Exons: 7
Coding region: 113-874 (253 amino acids)
Biological process (GO): fatty acid elongation; very long-chain fatty acid biosynthetic process; sphingolipid biosynthetic process
Cellular component (GO): endoplasmic reticulum membrane
Molecular function (GO): 3-hydroxyacyl-CoA dehydratase activity
Source: RefSeq, a predicted model, not a curated record
GCGUGGCCGGGCCCAUUCCCCGCCUCGCCCUCCCUUAGCCACGGCGAAGGAGGCGGAGAUCCUCGGCAAAGCCGUCCGGUUGCGCGCACUGUCGGGAAGCCAGCGAGGUGCCAUGGCGGCCUCCUCUAGCAGUGCCAGCCGUCGCGCGGAUAACGGCUACGGCGCCAACGGCCAGCAGCAGCCACCGGGCUCUCGGCGGCGGAAAGGGCCCGGCGCUUUGGCCACGGCCUACCUAGUCAUUUACAAUGUGGUCAUGACAGCCGGAUGGCUUGUUAUAGCCGUUGGCUUAGUAAGAUCAUAUCUUGCCACGGGUAGCUACCAUAACCUUUAUUAUUCCAUAGAGAAACCGCUGAAGUUCUUCCAAACUGGAGCUUUGCUUGAGAUUUUGCAUUGUGCAAUGGGCAUUGUUCCCUCUUCAGUUGUCCUGACUGCUUUUCAGGUGAUGUCAAGAGUUUUUCUGACAUGGGCCAUAACUCAUAGUGUAAAAGAGGUACAAAGUGAAGAUAGCGUCCUCCUUUUUGUUGCUGCCUGGACAGUUACUGAAAUUAUACGUUAUUCCUUUUAUACCUUCAGCUUAUUAAACCACCUUCCGUACCUCAUUAAAUGGGCCAGGUACACCUUGUUCAUCGUACUUUAUCCAAUGGGAGUGUCGGGUGAAUUGCUCACAAUAUACGCUGCUCUUCCCUUUGUCAGGCGAUCUGGCUUGUAUUCCAUUAGUUUACCUAACAAAUACAACUUCUCAUUUGAUUAUUAUACAUUCCUGAUCCUGGUUAUGAUGUCCUAUAUUCCACUCUUCCCUCAGCUGUAUUUUCACAUGCUACAUCAGAGAAGAAAAGUACUUUCACCUGCUGAAGAACAGAAGAAAGCAGAAUAACUUGUGGUGGUGUUCAAAACUAUGCACAAACCUCAAAACAAGUAAACUUUCAAAAGUUUUAUCAACAAUGCAGAGUGUUAAACUGAGAAGUCAAAACAAAAAGUUUGGUAAAUUGCUAAGGACACACCUUACAGCACUGAUAACUUUUUUUGGACAAAAUUUUCAGUCCAUGAAGUUGCAUUUUCAGCAUGUCCAUCUGCGGUGAAACUCAAAUAUAUUUAUCGUUAUUUUACAUUUUAAUUUAUUUGCUAAAACCUUCCAUUAUAAUGUGUUUAUGUUGGUGGUAUGAAUGAUAAAAGUAAGUGCAGUACUUAAAUUGGGAUUAUUUUGUUAUGUAAUGCUUGAUUGCACGUCAGAUGUUCAUGUGCAUUGUUGUAGUUAUAUUAUCUGAGAUGCUUUAACAGUUUGUCUGAACCAAGUGGGCAGUAUAAUGGAAUCCAGCAGAAGACUUUGCUGACUCCGUGUGCGGAUGAAGUGGUGCUCCUUGGAAUUCAGGGCACAAUCCCACAGAGUUAUUUCAGCAACUAGUUGCAUAUUCUGUAUGACUGGACUUUUUGCAGUGGGGCCUUAAAGUAGUACAGUAUUUCAAAAGAGUAUGUGCUCUGAAGGAGCAACAGUUUUAUUACCUCAAACUUGGAUGCUCUCUUGUUCUUGAAUGCUUUUUUCCUUUUUCUUAAGUAGCGGCCCAGUUUUAAUAAAAUUUACACACACACACUUAAAAUUUGUAACUGAUGUAGAAAAAUGUCACCUGAAAACUUUUUUAUGACUUUGAAUCAACUGUUCGAAUAUAUUAUGAGUGUUUUGUGAAAUUUUGCAUGCACGCACAGAAAUUUUAAAUAUUGCAUUUUCAGGAUAUAGACAGGUUCUGUAAGAAGUAUUUUCCUAAAAUUAGCUCAUUUAAAAUUCAGGAUGUUUUCACAACACCAUUAAUUUGUUUCUAAACACAGUAUUAAUGCUAGCAAAUCCUAUUGACCUCAGUGUUUACUCCUUCAAAGAGCUGCACUUUGAUAACCGAACCAGAAAAGAGAUUGUGGACUGAAUGUUUUUUUGAUUGAAUAAAAUUCUUAGAACAGUC